Schistosoma spindalis is the source of this 3248-nucleotide messenger RNA. The record is from the annotation of a GenBank genome assembly. Lineage: Eukaryota; Metazoa; Platyhelminthes; Trematoda; Strigeidida; Schistosomatidae.
AAUGUUUCUGCCAAUGUUAUAUCGAAGGCCAGCUAUGAUGACCAUGGCGUUUUGCGCAUUUUCACAUUUGCUGCAUGCUUUUUGUGACAGUUAAUGGCCACUCUAAAAGCAUCAAACAAAGAACAAUAAUUACCUCUUAUUAUGGGAAUUUGUUUGUGUCUUCAAAGGAGUCCGAAACAAUGUCAAAGCGACGGGGGGUCGCAUUAUUACCUAGGUUCGACUCCAACGACCGCAAACAAUGCGGCAAAGUACCUUUGUCACCAAACGCUUGAAGUUACGAAUAAUGGAACUGCUGUCGACAUUGCUCCAACAAACGUUAACCAAGUAACAUUGUACAACCUCGGUCCUAAAAAUUCACUUGCGGUCUCGAGGAAUGUUGUGACUGAUAUGCAUAUGUCUUGUGUAGCUGCUCAAAAUAAUGCAAUUACGUCAGCAAUAUCUACCGUGUCUCCGGGGGGGAAUGGGGUCCAAGCGAGACCUUUGGUACAGGUUCGCGCUCUUUAUUCGUAUCAGGGCCACAACCAAGAUGACCUCUCGUUUCAGAAAGGAGAUAUAAUGUUUGUUAUAUCUGGUAUGUCUGAUGCAUGGUGGUUUGCACGACAUUCCGACACUGGAAUGAGUGGUUACAUACCCAGUAACUACGUCUGUCUGAAUGAUGGACUUCCGACUAGCUUAGAUGCCUGGUAUGAUAUAGGUCGACGUGAAGCUGAUCGAAAACUUUUGUUAGUGGGGAACCCCAAAGGAACAUACCUUAUUAGACCUAGUUCAGAAACCCAGAAUUAUGCACUCUCUGUUCGACAUUAUGACUCCGAAAAAAAUAUGUGGGUUGUAAAACACUAUCGCAUUCGAAUCCUUGAUAAUAACGGUGGCUUCUUUAUUAGUAUUCGCACGACCUUCCCGAAUAUUCAGGACCUCAUAAAUUAUUAUACAGUACACCCAGAUGGUUUAUGCUGUCGAUUGUCUAUCCCAUGCCCACGUGCAUAUCGUCCACCUGUGCAAUUUCGUGAUUUUGAAAUUAAUCGUGAUAGCAUAACAAGAAUUCGAAAGUUGGGUCAAGGUACAUUUGGAGAAGUAUAUUUAGCUAAAUGGAAUGGUUCAGUCGAAGUAGCAGUUAAAAUGCGACUCGAUCCUACAGAUCGUAGUCGAUUUAUUGAAGAAGCACGCCUUAUGCAUGCUUUUCAUCAUCCACGUAUUGUUCAACUUUUGGGCGUAUGUACUGAACCGGAAGACCAACCAGUUUAUAUUAUUACUGAGUUAAUGCGUAAAGGAGCUUUAUAUGAUUUUUUACGUACAGAAGAAGGACAUAAAUUGACUUUGGAUGAUUUAAUUGAUAUAAUGGCACAGAUUGCUAGUGGUAUGUCGUAUUUGGAAGAAAUGAAUUCUGUUCACCGAGAUUUACGUGCAGCUAAUAUCUUAGUGGAUCAAGAUUACUCAGUUAAAGUGUCAGAUUUCGGACUGGCUAAAAUUAUUAGCGAUGAUUCUCAUGCCGAUCCAAAUACUAAAUUUCCUAUUAAGUGGACAGCUCCAGAGGCGGCUUUACAGCAUAUCUUUAGCAUAAAGUCUGAUGUAUGGUCGUUUGGUAUAUUGAUGUAUGAAAUAGUCACUUACGGUGGAACGCCUUAUCCAGGAAUGACUACUCGUCAGACAGUAGCUGAAGUUGAAAAAGGUUAUCGAUUACCUUGUCCUCAUACUCCUGAACAUCCUUGUCCUGAUGACUUAUACAAUCUUAUGCGAAAAUGCUGGGACGCUAGACCAGAGAAUCGUCCUACAUUUCGUUCUUUGUAUGAUGUUUUUGAAAACUGGUCUACGCACACAGAAGCUCAAUAUCUAGAUAAUUAGGAUCCAAUCUUCCUUUUUUCUUAAUAAUCAUUCCGAGUUCAUAUUAAUAUUUCACUACGUGUACAUUUCCGGUGAAGUAUUUUUCUUCCUGUGAAUUCUUGGUUUUUCUUUAUGUACAUACUAAAUAUUCACUUUUUAUGGCCAGACUGUUCAAGGCGUAUUUUACACGCAUCUCUUUAUUGUUUUAUUAGCUACCUCUCUUGUCAUUAAUUUCUGUUACCUUUGUGUUUUCUAUCAACUGUUUUCUGAUUUCAAAAAAUGGCACAGUAUCCUGUUAUCUACACAUAUAUCUUGCGCCAGUAAAUUUCUAUGUAAUACUGAUAUUUUGUGUCCCACAACUCUGUCUUACAUUUAUAUUUAUACCCAUCCAGUAUUUUAAAAGUUAUACUGCUUUUGCUUCCGUAGGCAAAGAAAAUAGCAAUCGCAAUUUUCCAAUUCGCAUAUAGAUUACUUUAUAGGCCUCUGCAUUUUCUCAAAAUCUCAUUUUAGCUAGGUUGUGUAUAUCAGUAACACUGCUAAUCGAUUUCGUUUUAUAUGUAUUGUAUAAUUGUUAUUCGGUUUUUGUAAAAUAUGUAUAUCCGCAUUUUUAAUGUAAUUUCUUUUUUCUAAUCCUCUCAAUAUGCUUUUUUUCUAGACUACCUUUAAAUAAUUACGCUACCAAAUUUUUUUGUUUUUGUGUGUACAAUAUGAAGUGUAAAGUUGGAGAACAAUUCCAGCACACAGCAAAGCUAAUUAUUAUAACAAUUUGCAUCCAGUAUACUUUAGUACUUUUCUUUUUCUAACGCCUAGUGUAUAUCUGAUGUAACCUGAAAAGUAUCACUAUUCUACUGGUGCAAACAUCUUAUAUAGAUAUAUAUACCUUUUUAGUUGGAAACAAACUAUUUAGUGUCAGUAUCACUCUACCGUCGUAGAAAUGCCUGUAAAUUCUGUGUGUUCCAAUCCACUUAGUACAAGCAGAAAACAUGUUCAUGCGAUUCUCUAUAUCUAUUUUUAUCGCCCUCUCUCUACCAGUUAAUAAUCGAAUAAAUUAAAGUUUGAUUCACUUUAUUUCACUUAGUGGCGUUUCUUUCUCAUAAGGGUGAUCUCACUACUGGUUGAAUUGGUUCCUGGAUGAGAUUCUUAAUGUCAGUAUGUGCGCAUUGUUCAAUCUGUAUUCAUUACUCUAAUUGUUAUAUAAAUUAUGAAACUAAAAGAUCCAACAUAUAACAUUUUCGCUUUUAUUCUUGUUUCAUGCAUCCUUUUCUGAUUCUGCCACUGUUUAUUGCCUAUGAAUUGAUCAAUGUAUUUCGAUUGCGUGUAUUAUUCUUUGUCUUUCCUUUUAUCCAACCGAAAUGCAAUUUUUGUGUAUAUGAUUUGCGUUAUCUGUUCACAACAAUUAUAAAUAAAAUAAAAUGUACUAAAUUCUAUUC